Messenger RNA from Drosophila serrata, 866 nucleotides. It is a transcript of the gene mRpS10, whose product is annotated as mitochondrial ribosomal protein S10. Gene Ontology annotation, cellular component: mitochondrion; mitochondrial small ribosomal subunit. The record is from RefSeq and is a predicted model, not a curated record. Lineage: Eukaryota; Metazoa; Arthropoda; Insecta; Diptera; Drosophilidae.
GAUUUAAAAUAUGUGCACCUCCAAGAAGGUUUAAUUGAUUUUCUAUUACAUUUUUGGCAAUAUCACCGGAUGAUAAUUUUAAAUUUAUUAACUAUUCAUCUGGCCUAUUGUUUUAAGUUAUAGGGUGUUCUGGGUGAUUUAAUAUUCUGGGGCUAAAAAUACCAAGUCUGGUAUAUACCAAGAAUUAUCUAAAACGCGUUAGGAGAAGCUCUUCCUUGCAUAAUUCUAGUUGUAAAUAAAACGAUGUUGCAGGCAUUGAAGACUCUACGCUGGGCGCAGCCAAUUCGGGCACUGUCUGCCGUGUCCACCAGCAGUGCCGGGACACAGACGAAUGUUUUACCAAAGACACCUGCACCGGAGCCGGAUAAACUUUAUAGCAAGUUGGAGAUUGAGCUGCGGGGGAUUGAUCCCGCUGUUCUUAAAAGCUACACCUGGUUCGCCACCACCGCUGCAGACCAUUUGGGCAUUGAGAAGGGCAAGUGUUGGUCACCUCGGAAGGCGCACCACGAGCGGAUGACGCUUCUGAAGUCGGUGCACAUCUACAAGAAGCAUCGAGUGCAGUACGAGGUGCGAACCCACUUCCGCUACAUGAACUUCCACAAGCUAACGGGCUCUACGCUGGAUACGUUCCUGGAGUACAUCGAACGCAACCUCCCCGAGGGCGUAGCGCUGCAGGCGUCCAAGACGGAACUGCAACAGAUUCCCGAUCAUCUGCGCCAGCCCCCGGAGCAAGUGUAGAAGCCUCAAGGACCCUAGCCACUAGUUAAUAAUAGUUUAACGAGGAGCCUUUCAACUGUCGCACAGAGAUUAGGCUGAUAAACAACAGAAUAAAUCGAAAAUAGAAGCAUCGGCACUCGACACAUAAA